Molecule: messenger RNA, 892 nt
Organism: Gambusia affinis (western mosquitofish)
Lineage: Eukaryota; Metazoa; Chordata; Actinopteri; Cyprinodontiformes; Poeciliidae
Gene: ift27
Product: intraflagellar transport 27 homolog (Chlamydomonas)
Exons: 7
Coding region: 128-745 (205 amino acids)
Cellular component (GO): Golgi apparatus
Molecular function (GO): GTP binding; GTPase activity
Source: RefSeq, a predicted model, not a curated record
CUAGGAAACGAGUUUUGUCCAUGUUGCCGAGGCGAAUGGAAGAUUAAAGCUGCUAGCAGGAAUGCUAUUUAAUUUAUUAACAGACACUUAACAUAUUUCUCACGAGGUUUCGAAUAUACGCCGAAUAAUGGUGAAGUUGAGGGCAAGAUGUCUGCUUCUCGGGGAUGCUGCAGUGGGAAAAAGUUCUCUUUCUCACAUCUUCUACAAUGAUGGAUCUCUGUUCCAGAAGAACUAUAGCUUGACAACAGGAGUGGAGCUGGUGAUGAAAUGUAUCAACAUUCCAGAGACCAACGACUCCGUGGAGCUCUAUAUCUUAGACUCGGCGGGGAAGGAGACGCUAGUGGAGGGCUGCGAGAGAAUGGUCAGAAGCUGCUCUGGAUUCUUCUGUUUUCAUUUGCACGAAACUAAUGAGUGGGGGGAGCCAUCUUUGCUGUGUCUGGUGUUCGAUUUGACCAAUGAGCAGUCUUUCGCUAACUGCACAUGUUGGAUGGAAAGAGUCCAAGCACACUGCAAAGGCCUCCGUGUCCCAGGUGUUCUUGUGGGCAACAAGUUGGAUCUAUCAGCUAGAAGGGAAGUACAGGCGUCCGUGGCCAAGGAGUGGGCCCAAAGCAAGGGACUGGAGUACCACGAGACAUCAGCUAGAGAGAUGGUCAACUGUGACGCCCCCCUCCUCAGCUUAGCACAGUCCUUCUACUCUCUCUACCAGGAGCAGCGUGAGAUCAUGCAGAACCUUGGGCCGGGCUAGACUCCUCUUCCUUCACCACAGAGCUCGCAGCCGUUUGAGACGAACCACUGUGAAGGAAAUGCUUUAGGCAAACAGGAUUUUCUGACAAGGACACUGAAAGGCUUGCUGGUUGUUUUUGUUUUAAUUAAAGGACUAAAUGAGGAGCAA